Molecule: messenger RNA, 4914 nt
Organism: Pristis pectinata (smalltooth sawfish)
Lineage: Eukaryota; Metazoa; Chordata; Chondrichthyes; Rhinopristiformes; Pristidae
Gene: fxr1
Product: FMR1 autosomal homolog 1
Exons: 17
Coding region: 77-2128 (683 amino acids)
Biological process (GO): regulation of filopodium assembly; negative regulation of translation; DNA damage response
Cellular component (GO): neuronal cell body; nucleus; axon
Molecular function (GO): translation regulator activity; protein homodimerization activity; mRNA 3'-UTR binding
Source: RefSeq, a predicted model, not a curated record
CUCCCAGUCCCAGAGGUGUCGCAGCAGCUCGGUACAAAUUCUAGAAACACAUCCCAGCCUCCCCUGCGCUUCCAAUAUGGAGGACCUGGCUGUAGAAGUGCGCGGAUCCAAUGGAGCUUUUUAUAAGGCAUUUGUUAAAGAUGUGUUUGAAGAUUCGCUUUCCAUCACCUUUGAGAAUAAUUGGCAACCAGCACGUCAGAUUCCUUUCUGUGAUGUGAGGUUACCACCCCCGUCUGAUCUCAAAAGGGAGAUAAGUGAAGGGGAUGAGGUUGAGGUUUACUCGAGAGCAAAUGAACAUGAGCCCUGUGGCUGGUGGCUUGCCAAAGUUCGGAUGAUGAAAGGAGAUUUUUAUGUCAUUGAAUAUGCUGCCUGCGAUGCAACGUACAAUGAAAUUGUUACUUUUGAGCGAUUGCGUCUGGUGAAUCCAAAUAAGGCAAUUACAAAGAACACUUUCUUUAAGUGCACAGUUGAUGUUCCAGAUGAUUUAAAGGAAGCCUGUGCAUGUGAAAACGCACAUAAAGAUUUCAAGAAGGCAACUGAGGCAGACUGCGUUUUCUAUGAUGCUGACACUGGUCAGUUGUUGGUUUUGUCUACCAAAGAGGCUACAGUGAAGAGAGUUAGCAUCCUUAGUGAUAUGCACUUGCGUAGCAUUCGUACAAAACUCAUGCUUAUGUCCAGGAAUGAAGAGGCAACCAAACAUUUGGAGAGUACCAAACAGCUAGCAGCUGCAUUCCAAGAGGAAUUCAUUGUCAGAGAGGAUCUAAUGGGACUAGCAAUCGGAACGCAUGGUUCCAAUAUCCAGCAAGCAAGAAAGGUUUCUGGUGUUACAGCAAUUGAACUUGAUGAAGAAACUGGGACAUUCAGGAUUUAUGGAGAGACUGAAGAGGCAGUCCAGAAAGCUAGAAGUUAUCUUGAAUUUGUGGAGGAUUCUGUUCAGGUUCCCAGGGAAUUAGUAGGAAAAGUAAUUGGCAAAAAUGGUAAAGUUAUUCAGGAGAUAGUAGACAAAUCGGGAGUGGUUAGAGUGCGAAUUGAAGGUGAUAAUGACAGUAGGCAACCAAGAGAAGAGGGAAUGGUUCCAUUUACUUUUGUUGGAACGAAGGAAAGCAUUGGAAAUGUGCAGGUUCUUUUGGAGUACCAUAUUUCUUAUCUGAAGGAAGUAGAACAGCUGAGAAUGGACCGGUUGCUAAUUGAUGAGCAACUACGGCAGAUUGGUAUGGGGUAUAGGCCAGUGGCAAGUCGGCCAGAAAAAGAUAAGGGCUAUGUCACUGAUGAGAGUACUGCUUCACUGCGUGGUAGCAGACCCUAUCGUGGCCGUGGUCGUCGAGGUCCAAAUUACACAUCGGGUUAUGGUACAAACUCUGAAUUGUCAAAUGCUUCGGAGACUGAAUCUGAAAGAAGAGAUGAACUAAGUGACUGGUCACAGGCUGCUGAAGAUGAUCGGGAUUCAAGACCACAUCGUGAUAAUCGCAGGCAGCCUGGAACAGGGAGAGGUCGGAGUGGUGGGCAAUCCAGCAGAGGUCGUGGGGGAGCACGAGGUGGCAACUCAUCAAUUAGUUCAGUGUUCAAGGAUCCAGAUAGCAAUCCUUACAGUUUGCUAGAUAAUGCAGAUAACACAGAAACGGACCAAACAGCAGACACUGAUGGUAGUGAAUCUCACAGCAGCUCAGCCCGCCGCAGGAGAUCACGUAGACGAAGAACUGAUGAUGAUGCUACCAUGAUUGAUGGAAUGACUGAAUCAGACAGUGCUUCAGUUAAUGAAAAUGGUAUAGAUGAUAAUGAAAGGAAGCCACAGCGGCGUAAUCGUAGCCGCAGGCGUCGUUUACGUGGUCAAACUGAAAGCUCUGUGAGCAGAGACAACCAGCCAGUAACUGUAGCUGAUUAUAUAUCUCGGGCAGAAUCUCAGAGUCGACAAAGGACCCAGCCGAAAGCAAAACUUGCUGCCAGCAAAAAAGCAGUUACCUUGGUGCAAGACGAUGUGAUUGAAAUCUGUCCAGGUGUUAAGACCAUGAAUGGAACAAGCAAUAUUUCUGAAGAAGUCUCUGCAAACAAGGUUUCUAAUUCUAGUGAAAGCCCACAAAGAGAUUACCAAGGAAAUGGAACUGAAGUUGUGGUGAAUGGUGUUUCUUAAAAAUUAUCCACCAUUAUCCAGUUCUAUAUAAGUUACAUUUUCUAAUAGUGCUUGUAAAAGCUUGCCAAAGAUAGAGGAAGGACUGCCAGACUUUACGGCGCACUUUUUUCUAGUUCCUCCAUACUGGAAUGGAGAUGGGGAGGGUUCUUGAAUAAAACACUUGUAUGAAUUUGUUUUUCACCUAGUUAAGUUCUCAAUACAUUAUCAGAUGUUGUGCCUUCAGACAGUAGAUGCAAAAUUAAGAGCUAGCUGGUUGUAGGAAUAUGUUUUAAAACGUAUAAAGAAAUUUCAGAUUAUUCUGGAGAUGGAGAUCACUGACAUUUACUGUAAUAUGGAGUAAAGCAUUGGCUGCUUUUUGUCAAGUUCUCCAAUAUGCAACCACUUUUUCAUUGAAUAAAACAAUAGAAAAAUGCAGUUUCAAAAUUUUGCACUGAAUUGUAAAUUUAACAUUAGGAAUACUAGGUGAUACUAGUCUGGAAACUGGUCAAUUUUACUAAAUCUCUGUAGGUUUUUUAAUGUUGUAUGUAGAGAAAAUUGCAGACCACUGGAGAUUACUUGUUUGCAUCUAUACAUCUGCAGGGACAAUGGGAUGUUGGCAGUGACUAUUUUACAAGGGGCUUGUUUGGUUUAUUUAUUAACUGUACAGUAUUUAAAAAUCAAGCAAUGCUUUAAAUAUUACACUAAACUGGUUGUAGAUGUCAUUGCCAAAAUAAUCCAACUACUGUAAGAUUAAGUUCCAGAGAAACAAUUUUCCAUGUAAACUACAUUGGUUAGAGUCCUUAGGGUAUUUUUAUUUUGUUUUGGUUGGUUGAUGUGCAAUAUGUUUUGUAUGCAGAUAGUUGAUGAAUAAAGUUUGAUCUUCCAUCUUCUGACAAAAUAUGCAAAGAAAUGUUUUCUCUGGCUUUAUUUUGAAAUGUUUUCAAAUUUGAAAUUAUUUAUGUAUUUUGUAAAUAUUGCACCAAGUGAUAUCUUUAGAAUAUAGAUUUGUUCAAAAACAAUAGUUGUGCUUUUCUCCCAGAACAAUUUAAGACUCUCCCUAUAUACACACAUUGAGCCACACAAAAUAUAGAGCCUGGUACUCAGAGAGCAACAUUCUAGAUUGAGAAUGUAAGAUACUGAAAAUGAGGACUCCUGAUGCUGCUUUUUGAUCUUAUUGCUGCUAUUUAUUUUGGGGAUUGUAGAUUUGUCGCAUUGUAUUCUAGCCUCAAUUUAUGAUGAACCACGAAAAAGUCCUAAAUAAAUGAUUAGCAAUUUGAUGGACAUGUUGAUACAUUGACUAACUGACCAAAGGAAAAUGUACAAAUUCUCAUUUUUAUCCUGGCCUGUUUGAGUGAGAAAGUUUCUUGCACCUUUCCACUGCUUAUUUGUGACAUGCCCACACAUUCUGGCUACGAGGUGCAUGAUGAAAAAUGGCAGACAAAGAAAUCAUUCUAAGUGUUGCUGGAUAUUUUUUCUGGUUCAGCAUUCAUCAUUCCACAUAGUUAAGCUUUUUUUUUAAAACCUGGAACUUAUUAUAUAGAGAAUUUAUUGUUGAGUAUUGUGGUCAUAUUAGUCAUUAUUUAAUUAUGCUUACUGGUUCUAUCAUAUGCUCUGAUUCUUCCUUGACUCUGCAAUGUCUCAUUAUAUUAUAACUACCACACCAAUUUAUUAGGCAGUAAGUCAACACAUUUGUUCCUACUACAUUAAACUACCAUGCCUAUUUGAUACUGUAUAUACCAUAGUUACUUGCAUUCCACAGAUCUCUAACAAAUCUAUAUCUGCUCACUGGAAUGAGAUGGUGAGAAAUUUUUAAAACCUCAAACAAUCAGCUACUAAUUAAACAUUCUGUUCAAGAUGAGAUGUUUCAAUUGAAUAGCUUGGCUCCUCUCUCAGAAAGAACAUAUCAUGCUUGAAGAGCUUUAGCAGUGAGCUGGAGGAUGGAGUUUUUUUUUGUUUGGCACAUGGAAUCUGUCAAAAAAAAUGGCUGCUGCCCUUUCUUACAACUUAAAUAGUAAUAUCCAGAUUCACCAAUUUUCACUUAUCUCACUCAUCAAAUGAGAUUUUGUAUUUUAGAUAAAUACUUGGAUUUAAACUGGUUGAGUAUUAUUCUGAUUGACUUGCUCUUUGUUAGGUAUCAUUAAAAGUGUCUCUCUAUAGCUGGUGUAGAUUAACUUGUGUGCUGUGUACGAGCUAUUUCUGUUUUAAUACUCAGAAAAAUGAACAAUCUAAUUUAGUGCCAGGAUUUUGAUCUAGGCUGAGAUUCUAGUGCAAAAGAUCUUUUUUGUGUUUUUAAAAAAAAUGAAAGAAUUUGUGCUUAAUCUGCUUUUUUAGUUAUUGGUUAGCACUUAUCUAUCCAAUACUUUAUUGCUGUUUUGGGAUUCUGCAACAUGGUGUUUAGUGGUUGUUUUCGUCGUGUAAGAGUAAUAUUUUAGACUUUGUUAGUUGUAAAGCGUUUUGGGGAAUCAUGACUGUGUAACCUUAUAUAAUUGGUAUUAUUUAUUGCAUCUGGUGCUCCUGGUGCAACCUUCUCUACAUCGGUGAGACCUGACAAAGAUUGUGGGAUCACUUCAUCGAGCAGUUUCGCUGCAUCCACCAUAACAGCCAGGAUCUCCUAGUGGCCAGCCAUUUUAAUUCCACUUCCCAUUCCCACACUGACAUGUUUGUCCAGGCCUUCUCUACUGCCAAAUUGAGGUUAAAUGCAGAUUAGAUGAACAGUAGAAUAUUCCACCUUGGUAGUUUCCAAGCUGAUGGCAUGAAUAUUGAUUUUUUUUUUCUAACUUCCAGUAACCACUCCCCUCUGUCCCUUG